AUGCCAGAUGAUAAAGUGCAGGCGGGGUCAAAAAGUCAGGGACGGCUGUCAGGGUUUGGGGGAUCAGGACCGUGUGUGGUUGACGUACGGGAAGUGGAGAGAUACAGAGGUGGAGAGGUGGAGAGGUACAGAGGUGGAGAGAGGUGGAGAGGUACAGAGGUGGAGAGGUGGAGAGGUAGAGAGAUACAGAGGUACAGAGGUUCAGAGGUGGAGAGGUGGAGAGGUACAGAGGUACAGAGGUGGAGAGGUGGAGAGGUACAGAGGUGGAGAGGUGGAGAGGUACAGAGGUACAGAGGUGGAGAGGUGGAGAGGUACAGAGGUGGAGAGGUACAGAGGUGGAGAGGUGGAGAGCUACAGAGGUACAGAGGUGGAGAGGUGGAGAGGUACAGAGGUACAGAGGUGGAGAGGUGGAGAGGUACAGAGGUGGAGAGGUGGAGAGGUACAGAGGUACAGAGGUGGAGAGGUACAGAGGUGGAGAGGUACAGAGGUGGAGAGGUGGAGAGCUACAGAGGUGGAGAGCUACAGAGGUGGAGAGCUACAGAGGUGGAGAGGUGGAGAGGUACAGAGGUGGAGAGGUGGAGAGGUACAGAGGUCGAGAGGUACAGAGGAAGAGAGGUACAGAGGUGGAGAGGUACAAAGGUGGAGAGGUGGAGAGGUGGAGAGGUGGAGAGGUACAGAGGUGGAGAGGUACAGAGGUGGAGAGGUGUAGAGGUACAGAGGUACAGAGGUGGAGAGGUACAGAGGUGGAGAGGUGGAGAGGUACAGAGGUGGAGAGGUACAGAGGAAGAGAGGUACAGAGGUGGAGAGGUACAGAGAUACAGAGGUGGAGAGGUACAGAGGUGGAGAGAUGGAGAGGUACAGAGGUGGAGAGGUACAGAGGAAGAGAGGUACAGAGGUGGAGAGGUAGAGAGAUACAGAGGUGGAGAGGUACAGAGGUGGAGAGGUGGAGAGGUGGAGAGGUACAGAGGUGGAGAGGUACAGAGGUGGAGAGGUGGAGAGGUACAGAGGUACAGAGGUGGAGAGGUACAGAGGUGGAGAGGUACAGAGGUGGAGAGGUACAGAGGUGGAGAGGUACAGAGGUGGAGAGGGAGAGGUACAGAGGUGGAGAGGUACAGAGGUGGAGAGGUGGAGAGGUGGAGAGCUACAGAGGUGGAGAGCUACAGAGGUGGAGAGGUACAAGGUGGAGAGGUACAGAGGUGGAGAGGUACAGAGGGGGAGAGGUGGAGAGAUACAGUGGAGAGGUGGAGAGGUACAGAGGUGGAGAGAUACAGAGGUGGAGAGGUGGAGAGGUGGAGAGGUACAGAGGUGGAGAGGUACAGAGGUGGAGAGAUACGUGACUGA
Physella acuta is the source of this 1341-nucleotide messenger RNA. Its product is annotated as trichohyalin-like. NCBI's taxonomy places the organism in Eukaryota, Metazoa, Mollusca, Gastropoda, Physidae. The record is from RefSeq and is a predicted model, not a curated record.